This is a messenger RNA of Salvelinus namaycush (lake trout), 887 nucleotides long. RefSeq names its product small integral membrane protein 18 (gene smim18). The coding region runs from base 92 to 400 and encodes 102 amino acids. Lineage: Eukaryota; Metazoa; Chordata; Actinopteri; Salmoniformes; Salmonidae. The transcript is spliced from 2 exons. The record is from RefSeq and is a predicted model, not a curated record.
ACUGUUAACACCAGCAGCCCUCUCAAACCUCUCCAGGACCAGAACCAACCCGGACUUCCUCUAUCAUUUCUCUCCCAGGUCAAACAACAACAUGGACCCUCUCAACACCACCUCUCUCCCGUGGCUCCCUGACGCCGCCCCCCUGUCCCAGGUCUCCCUGCAGGUUCAAGAGGUGUACCCGUUCCACGACGGCUGGAACAUAGCGUGCUUCGUCAUCCUCCUCCUCUUCAUCCUCACAGUAGUCUCCCUGGCAGCCCUGGCCUUCCUCUACGAGCUGCUGGACUGUGGCUGCUGUGUCAAGGGGAAGACCCAUCGUGACCUGAUGGAAGAGGAAGGACCCUUCCAGAACAUGGUGGACAAGAUCCACAGUCCCACGGGGUCACAAACCGAGGUGGUGUAAGGGGGGUUAAGGGGUCGUUGCCACAGUGACCAGGGCCAAGCAGGAAGUUAGGUCAUGACCGUUGACCCUGAAUCUGAACCCGAGACUGACUGUGCUGUGUGCUCACAGUUGUAGAACAGUGAGACUGCACCUUCGUAUGUGUGAGAUUGUGUGUGUGUGUGUGUGUGGGGAAUGGUGGUGUUAUCUAUUCAAAGCACGUCAGCAGGGAAGGCAGGAGAGAAGAAGAGCUCUCCUUUGCCAAGUCCAGGGUUUUGACAAGUCUAUUAUUCGACGGAUGUUAAAGCCUAGCCUGCAUCUUCAUCCCAUCACCACAUGUUAAGUACAAGACAUACCAUUCGAGACAGCUAAAGACACAGAGGAGAUCCACAAUGAUAGCCAACCCUCUAGGACCCUACAGAGCAAGAAAGUCACCCAAAGUCAAAGACCAAGACGACCAAAAAUUAAAGUAACUGUCGUAGUGUUUCCAGAUUUCUAUGAAAGUCCCCUG